Porites lobata is the source of this 6196-nucleotide messenger RNA. The record is from the annotation of a GenBank genome assembly. NCBI's taxonomy places the organism in Eukaryota, Metazoa, Cnidaria, Anthozoa, Scleractinia, Poritidae.
AUGGCGUCGACAACAACAAGGCUUCCCCCUUGGUUACUGCUUUCAAAAGAAGAUAUCGUAAAAUCAAGCGAGUGGAAAGACUUGACCUCAGAACUUUUCGAUGCAGUACAACAGCAGCUCACGGAAAGCCAUGUUUCUUACUUUUCCGAUCUCACCGAUUCGGAGAAAAUCAUGUUUCUUGACCGUGCAGCAAAGCUCGUUCGCGAUGGGUCUUCCUACCGAAAUCUGACAGGAAAGGUUUCAAGAGUUCUUGAUCAAAAUCUUAACGAGAAAGUAACACAAAAAGUUGUCGAUCCAUCAAAUAAACAGACAAAGACAGAACUUCUUCUACAAGAGGCCUCAAGUGCAUCCAUUCAGUUGUUACAAAGAUGGCCAGCUUUGAGAACCAAACUGUUUGCUUGUUUAAACCGUCCUUUACCAAAAGACCUGCGAAACGCAAUAUGGAAAAUGUUUCUAGCUAACCCGAUCGUUCGUCAAGAGUAUUUAGAAAAGACUUUAAGAAACAAACAAGAGACAAUUUCCGCGCACGAUACAGCAAUAAGUCAGAAGUGUCAUGCUUUUCUUUCGUUAGAGUCAGCAUCACCACGAGAACUUGUAUCUCACCCCGCUGUGCUUGCUGUCAUGAAAUCGGCCCUAUCCUACCGACACGUUGUAAUGAAACACACAUCAGCAAUGGCUGAUACAGACUAUUUGUUAGUGUUGCCUUUUCUGAAAGCACUAGUUGCUGAUGACGGUGAUAAACCAGUUGAUGCUGAGGAAAUUGCAGGCUUUAUUGAAGUCUACUUCACCUUUAUGGACGGUAGAUCUCCCUUAAUGAGAGAUUCUAGAUCCAAGGUAUUGACCUCAUGCUACUUAAUGUAAGACUCUGCGUAUAUUUUUUAUCCAGAGUUAAUAAUAAUAGUAAUAAUUAUAACAAUAAAUAAUGAUCAUUUAGACUCAUUAACUGAGAGAGUAUGUUAAACAGAAAGUUUGAAGACAUAAUCCACAUAAUAAAAAAGCUCUUGUCCAUUAUACCCUUGCCAGCCAAAAGGUGAUAAAGGAUAAAAACAAUUUGUUGAGGGAAUUGUAUUCAUUAUGACAGGUAUAACCUUGUAUAUCACAAGAGCUAUAUCAGGCUGUGAGACAUGCCAGGCAGAGUAUGUUUAAUGGUGCCCCUGAAAACCAGUCUUAAUUAACCAUAUCAGCCAGAAUGUAACUUGGCCAUUGUUUAAUUCAUCAUUAUAUUCUGCUGCCUUUAGGAGUUCUUUUCAGCUCAAAAGCAAUAUGGAAACAAAAUGACUACAGCUUUGGAUGCAAAAGAUAAACAGCUUCUUUCCUCUUUACAGAGACUACUUUCACCAGGUACCGUACCCUAGCUGCUUAAACUAUUAUACCAAAGCACUUGGGAUUUUAUGUAUACCCACCAUUAUGUAAUACAUUCAAAGCCAUAAGUCUGGAACCCAAAGAGCCUGCAUAAACUGUCCACCAGGUCUAUAAUAAGUGGGUGUCCUGUGAUGAAAGUCUAGACCAUCUGCAAAUUAAAAUUUGUCAAUGACUUGCCUUUAACGACAGUUGUUCAGUUUCUAGCUUUGUGCGAACAGUUUAAAAUACUUCAAUUGCUAAUUAAUGGUCAAUUUCUGUGUGUGCAGAUAAGACUGUUCCUUUAGGAGAAAGUUUGGCUGCUCUCCUGCGUUCAUAUGCAAGAUGCAUGUUUGUUGGUGUGUAUGAUUUAACCUUGAUUAUGAAGAAAUGUUGAUUACUUGUAUAAUGUAAUUGGUACAGCUGUGUAAUACAACAAAAUGCUUGUUACAUAGCCAAUUAGGGUAGGUCUUGAGCAUUCCUUCUUUCACCUCUCUGUAAAAAACCUAAACUGGUAGGGAACUUAUCACAUCAGUUAUUUGCAUUGUGUCACUAGAAUAUAAAUCCAAGACUAUUGACACUAUUACUACCAAAUUAAUGAGCAUUUCUGUACUGGACAGAGAGCUUGACUUUUAAGCAUGAUAUAGUGGUGAGUAUCUAUAAAGAGAUCCAUUACUAUAAUUGAAAAUUAUUGUAAGGACACAACCAAGUAAAUCUCAUCUGGAUUGAUUCAAAUCUUUUCUUUUCUUACAUGGCAGGUUUUCUGUCUCUUGAUGUGGUGUGUUACAUUUGGGAUCAGUAUAUACUGAGUAUGAAGCUACCUUCCUUUAACUGCAUUGCCACUUUCUCUACUGCCUUGCUUAUAUUGCUGAGAGAUCAAAUAUUAAAAUGCAGAAAUGUAAGUGCGAAUUAUUCCAUCAAUUGUGUAUGUAGAUUAAGGGAGCCUGGGCAUAGUUAAAUAAAAUUGUAUUCUAAGCUAGAGCAGCACUUUAAGGAUAUUGGCAAGUUGUUAUUCUCUUAAAUAUUAAACACUUAAUUACUGGUCCCAAGGGAAACAGUUAAUUUUGUUUCCGCCGAGUGAAACAUUGAGAUUCAAGGGAAACAAAAUUGACUGUUCCCGAGGGACCAGUCUUUAAGUGAUUUGUUAUUUAGCUGGAAAAUUUUGAGGUUGGAAAUUCAUUAAACCUCACUGUACUGGCAGCAAUUGGUCAACAUUCAUAGGUCAUGAACAGCACACUGUCUACUGUUAUCCUCCAAUGUCAUAAAUUGUACGGUGUUGCCUUCUCAGAGAUUUUGGCGGGAAACAGUUUCAUUGUUAGAUGUCAUGUGACCUUGUAGUAACCAAUGACAGUACGUGCUGUUGGGAAAAAAUUUCCAACUGAAACAAUACAACGUAUUUUGGACACUGAUGUCACCAAACAUUAUCCCAAUUCAACUUCUGUAAGGAAUGCAUUUGGAUCCUUAGAUGGCCAGGGCAAUUUAGCAGCCAUUCAACUCUUAAUGGCAUGCAGUUGUGCUCAAAGCAAGAGUUGAAACAAAAGGGAAUUUUCAAAAGGGGAAGGUUAUUCCAUCUCCUGAUGAAGAAUACAACUUAAGAAUUUAAGGUUAGUUACUUAUAUCCAAGUCUUGUAGCUAGUCUUACAUUAUAAACAAUUAACAAUGCCAUAUUCAUUUAUCUCUCUCAAGGCUAAAGAAGUUGAGGAAAUGUUACUCGCUGAGAGCAAAAAUUUGACAAUAAGAGAUUUUCAAACUGUGGUAAGUGAAUCAGUACUUCUUUUCAUGUGCUCUCGCGAUGGACUCACUGAAAUUGGAAGCCUUAAAGAGCGUGCAUUUCCCUUACUUGGCCUAUGCAACGGCGUUUUCAUCGCUCAGUAUAUUUUUUGUAUCAUUUUGGAGUACUUUUUUUGUGAAAAUGGAAACACUGCUCAGUGUGUGUGCGCAUAUGUUACGCGUUUGCGCAGUUCGUUAAUGACAAAAAUAAAGUAGAUACCAUCAAAACAUAAUAAAUACUAUUUUCUGGCCUCCGCAGACUGAAUUGUAAAACUAAUAAGCGACAAAAUCGAUCUAACUGGUCUGUGUAAAUGCCUUUGCAUGGACACAAGAGAAUUGCUCGCUCUUGCUGAAACCAAUGAAAUGUCCCCAUCUGCUUGCCCGUAAAACAUAGUUGUUUUGGCCACAUUUUCAGCCAGUUACUAACAAUUAAAAGAAAAAAAAUUGCAAUUUGCGUCCUUUUAGUCAGGGUUUGCUACUAGUCGUCUUACAGGCUAUUCUGCUUAAGUUGCCGGGUUGAUUUUGUCUGAGGCGUUUGAUCUUUUUUUCUGAUUAUCUGAUCCCAUCCCCACAAAUUUUGUUUUUCCAUUAGGCUUAGGCCAAACGUCGUACUUUUCAUGGGAAGAACUAAACUCUAAUUUGGUUUAAACCUAAAUUAAGUUAAGAUCGUUUGUUGGGUCAGACGUCGAACCUUGGACAGUUUCGGACGCGUCGAACCAGUCAACUGAAUCAGACCAAAAAGGUCCAAAAAGCAAUUUUAGCCUGCCAGUAAUAAAUUUUCUCCCCAACGAGGCUAAAUGUACGUUAUCAUACAAAUUUUUAAUUUAUUAGUUUAGUUCGUCGCGUGUGAAGACCAACGUCCCGGAGACGAUCUUCAGACGUUCUAUCUGUCUGAAGCAGACGGAUAGAACGUGUUGGACGAUCCAAACUCAUUCAGACGAACUUAACUGAGCCCGACGUCGAACUUUUCAUGAACUUAUUAGGGCCAUUUAUACGAGGAAAAAUAAGACGCGUCUUACAUAAGACGCGUCUUAAAUAAGACGCGAACUUUCCGUAUAAACGGCACAUUUCGUCUAAAAUAAGACGCGGCUUAGCUAAGACGCGUCUUAUGUAAGACGCGUCUUAUUUUUCCUCGUAUAAAUGGCCCUAUUAACUCACUUCGACGUUUUGCCUAGGGCUUCUCUUAAAACCUAUCAAAACUUGAGGGAAAUACCUGUGACUAACGUGAACUGCCGUAGCUCCAAGUAGACUCAUCUGGUUUUAAUCUUGCUCCUGACUGGAUUCUUUAGAUUGAUCGCCAUUUUAUGGAAGAUUGGAAAAGACAAAUCACCGAAGAAGUUCACGGUUCCGAAUUACCGCUGGUGGAUCCAGUGGCAAGUACGUCGUAUUCAAUUCGCCCCAUUUUGUCUUAUCUUGUCUUAAGAUUUUAAUUCUUGUUAUUUAUCUUCAUUUAACUCCCAUUCUGUUUCUUUUUGUAUAAGCGGUUGGUAGGUCGGCGGAGCCGUGGUCUAUGUGGUUUCGUGCAGAGCCUCCCAGCCGACAACGUGUCGAAGAUCGGCGGCAGACUCGCGAAGAACGAGAAGAAGAAAGAAGAAGGAAACUCGCAGAGCAGCGAAGAGAAGAAGCCCGGAAGAGAAGAGAAGAAGAAGAACAGAUGCGGCACCGAGAGCAAGAAAUGAGACGGGAAUUUGAGACGGCGAAGAAACGGGAGAAGGAACAGUUAGCGGCGCUGCAGAGAGAACUGGAACGUGAGCGUAAUGAACGAGCUUCAGUUGAGAAGGAAAAGGAUGACGAGAUAGCGCGACUGCAAGCCGAACUUGCAAGAUUGGGUGGAACAUCGGCCCCAUCUCCCAGGGGUAUGUCUUCAUCAGCUGCACCGUCGGUUAACACUCCGCAUCCUAGCGAGCCCAGCCCUGAACCCUCGAGUUCACACCAAGAGGCGGAGGACCUGGUACGGUCGUUAAUAGGGGGAACACUUCGCAGCUUGGAUCUGGGUGAGAACUGGUACCAAGUAAUAUAAAUGAAUGUUUCUCUGUGUUGCAGAAACCAUUGUUGGUUCACUUUUGUGUCGUGUUGUGGUGUUGGUAUUGUUCAGUGUUAAUCUCGUACCUCGAGUUUACCACGAGUCUUCGUCCCUUACAGCGCAUGCUGGCUUGACGAGACGCUGUUUCCCGACCGCUGGUCAAGGGGAACGAAGACGCUGGGUACGAGGGUGGUUCAGUGUCUUUUCAAUCUUUUGUGUUACGUCAUUUAGUGAUCUCACUCACCCACAACACUAAAUACUCUUUAGAAACUAGUUGCAGUCUUUUGGUGUAAUGGAGGAUAUUGAAAGCUUUUCUCAAUUAGGAAAUUAUCAGUUCUGUGCCAGACAAGUUUAGAUUUAGUUUUUCCAUUGAUCUUGGUCAAUUACUCAUCAAAAGAGGCUGAGCGCAGGGUGAGGUGGAUGGAAAUUCAAAUGCAUGUGAAGCCCUGCUGUAUAUGCUGUCCUAAAUUGCUUUCCCCCUCUUUGUGUAUGCGCCCGGGUGUAUACCACUUUGAAUUGGAUUGUAAGCUCUUACGGUGAAUUUUUUGCAGUGGCCCACGGCACUGAAGAACAACGGACAAAUCUUGACGUCGCUACAAGAGAAGCGUUGGAUAGAAAUUCUCACCAGUACAGAGAAGCAGAGAGAGAACUGUUUGGUCGGGAACUUGAAGCUGAAGAAUGGGACAGAAUGAACGAAGAGGAACGGUCAGAGAAGACAAAUGAGCUCAUGAAGAGACUAAAAGACAAGAGAAAACUGCGAUUAAACGCGGCGGCGGUACAGUAAAUGUAGGAAAAAUGCGGUGAAUGUUAGACGAAACCAGGAGCUUCUGCUUCAGAUAUUUUAGUAGUUUAAAUUUGAAUGAUAAACGAUAAGUUUCGUUACCUUCAAAUCUGAUUAGGCAACGAAAUUAUAGGGAAAAAUCAGCCAAGUCCCUAGGCGGUCUCUCUUGAUCCGUUGUCCGCCGAAGUCCGGGAGGGAGCAAGCGAGAGUUCUCGGCGAGUAUCUCUUGGUGACGUCAAAACCUGGUAGAGUCCAGGAAUGACUCGGAAUGACUGAGCCGAAAA